CACUCACUCAAUACUACACUCUCUGGCCUCUGCUCACUUACUUCACUACAAGCUUUUGUAUUCUCUUCUUUCUUUCUUUCUGUUGGCCCUCUCAGUCUCCACCCUUCCCCUGAAAGUCCUCUUCAAAAAGCCUUCUGCGAAGGAAAAGAACCCCACUCAGCGGAAAUCAUGGUCUGCAAUGGAAAGCCAUUUGCUCUGUUCAUCACCUUCUUCACCACCUUGUUCCUUUCUUCAGCAUUUCCGGCUACCUUCUCCCAUGCCUCUUUGCCCCCAGCUGGGGCGCCGUCUGUGGAGUUUCCAUGGCGGACGGUGAGGUCGGCACUGGAGAUACCGAGUAGCAAUGACCCAGUUGAAACCUCAACACUUGCGUUAGCAGCUGAACGGACUUACAGAAAAGACCCUCUUGACGGCUUCAAGCGUUACGACCGUGGCUGGAAUAUCAGCGACCGCCAUUAUUGGGCUUCUGUAGGAUUCACGGGAGCGCCACUGUUCGUGGUAGCUUUAAUCUGGUUUCUGGGUUUUGGACUCUGUUUACUACUUGGAUGCCUCUUCCAUUACUGCUGCAAAAGGCAGCUCCAUGGCUACUCUCGGAUCGCUUAUGCCCUUUCUCUCAUUUCCCUCGUCCUCUUCAGCAUUGCUGCUGUAAUUGGGUGUGUUGUGUUAUACAAUGCUCAGGGGAAGUUCCACAAGAGCACCACUAAGACAUUGGACUAUGUUGUAAGCCAGGCGGAUUCCACGAUCGAGAAUUUAAGGAAUGUGUCGGACUAUCUGGCUUCAGCUAAGCUACUUGGAGUUGAUCAAGUUUUCCUGCCUUCGGAUGUACAAACUGACAUUGACCAGAUUGGAGGUAGAAUCAACUCUUCUGCUAGUCUUCUCGAUGAGAAAUCGUCCGAAAAUUCCAGUGAUAUACAAGACCUUCUUGAUUCUGUGAGGCUGGCUCUCAUUGUUGUAGCUGCAAUUAUGCUUGUCUUGACAUUCCUCGGAUUUAAAGUUUCAAUCUUUCGCAUUAAAAUGUCAUUUUGCAGCCUAGUUGUGCUUGGAUGGAUACUAGUUGCAGGCACAUUCAUCUUGUGUGGCAUAUUCCUUCUUCUUCACAAAUACUCUUCUUUUGAUCUUUGUUUUGUCAAUCUGCAACCUAGUGUGGCGGGCGAUGCUUGCGUUGCAAUGGAUCAAUGGGUGCAAAAUCCGGCUGCUCACACAGCACUAGACGAGAUCUUGCCCUGUGUAGACACCACAACUGCACUUGAAACCUUGGCAAAGAGCAAGGAAGUGACCUCCCAACUAGCUGAGGUAGUGAACCAGGUGAUCACCAACAUGUCCAACAUCAACUUCUCCCCAAACUUCAAGCCUCUCUACAUCAACCAAUCCGGACCCUUGGUCCCAAUCCUCUGCAACCCAUUUCACGCGGACUUGACUGAUCGCGCCUGCAGCCCUGGCGAAGUCGACCUCAACAAUGCCACACAGGUUUGGAGUGGCUAUGUGUGCCAGGUCUCCGCAGCAGGAAUAUGUGAAACCACGGGUCGAUUGACACCGACUAUAUACAGCCAGAUGGAGGCUGCAGUCAACGUGAGCUAUGGAUUGAUCAACUAUGCACCAUUCUUGGUGCAGUUGGAAGACUGCUCAUUUGCUAGGCAGACAUUCAGUGAGAUACACAGGGAGCAUUGUCCUGGACUGAGGAAGUACAGCAGGGAGAUAUAUGUAGGGCUGGUGAUAGUCUCCACUGCAGUUAUGUUGUCUUUGAUCUUCUGGGUUAUCUACGGCCGAGAAAGGCGGCACCGGACGGGUGGAAAGCAGGAGCAUGAGCAUCAAGCUGAAGACAGGGCAGCUCAUCAGGAGGUGGUGGAAGAAGGUGGAGAGAUCAAGGAGCACUGAAGGUUUCUUUCCUUUUGGGAGCUUAAUGUGGUGAUGUAUAUUUCAGUAGUAGGGGCAGAUUUGGGUUUGAACGAUUAGAAUUGGGGGAAAUGAUUUUGAUACUCUUUCCACGGAUUUGUUGGUUGUGGACUUGUGCUGCCCCUGUAAUCAAAUUGGGAUUAGGUCCUUUGGAUUUUAUUUUGCCUUGAGAAGGCGGCCCAAGAGAGGGCCCAUUGGGUCGGCGAUCGUGACCCAAUAUAUAUAGGCUACGCCCAUUUAUCUAUGGUGAAGGGUUAGUGCUGUACCAGGAUUAAUCUCUUGCUUUGGCCAUAAUCAUAAAA
Molecule: messenger RNA, 2192 nt
Organism: Linum tenue
Lineage: Eukaryota; Viridiplantae; Streptophyta; Magnoliopsida; Malpighiales; Linaceae
Source: the annotation of a GenBank genome assembly